This is a messenger RNA of Trichosporon asahii var. asahii CBS 2479, 1011 nucleotides long. RefSeq lists its product as uncharacterized. The transcript has a single exon. NCBI's taxonomy places the organism in Eukaryota, Fungi, Basidiomycota, Tremellomycetes, Trichosporonales, Trichosporonaceae. The record is from RefSeq and is a predicted model, not a curated record. Bases 1 to 1011 code for a protein of 336 amino acids.
AUGAUCACCAUCGACGCUCUCUGCUUCCCUCACAUCAUCGAUAGUGUACUGUUUCAUCUCCACUUCGACGCACAGUAUGCGACCCUCGCAAGCUUUCGUCUCACUUGCUCUGCGUUGAAGCAUGUUAUCGAUUCCCGCCUUCCUCUUCACAAAGCGGUCGCCUAUGAAGCCACCAACAAUGCACUUUCUCCAGGAAGCCAUGAACAUCAACAACACUUCCAUCUUUAUUGCGAAACUCGGCUGUGGAACGCCUACACAGACCGUCGUUCAACCAACCGGAUCUUAGAAGUGGUCGAUGUUACCAUCAUGGCUGCAGCAUCCAGGUGUGGUCCUAAUUUCCAGCUCGGCCCCGUGCCAGUCGUGCGCAUCUUCGACUACCCUGGCGGGCCGAUUCCUUCCGCCACCAAAACAGUCAUCAUCUUUCCAUCUUCUUCGCACUUCGCAGUGCCUGCAGCUUCUACCCGCUACGUCGAACUCUCUUCAACGGCGUCUCGCAUAGUCAUCAACAUGCCCUAUGAAAGCAAAGGGGGACCGCACGAUAGACCACCCGACUUCAACUUUGGCUACGCAGCUGCCAAAGCGCAUGACGAUGACCGCGGUCUCAAAAACAUUGUUCAGCAGCCCCAACAGCUUGUCUUGAUGUUCUCUAACUCGUCUUGUGGUGAUCUCGCCGAGCCCGGUCGAUACCUCAAAGAUUGGAUGUUUUCACUUGCCAAGGUUUUGUGUCACAACCCGUCCUUGGAGGUGAUCUUGCUGGCGGAUAAUUGGAACUGGGUCUGGUUUUGUGAAGACGAUGACCCUGAGUGGGGCGACUACCACGGCCUGAUGGAAUACGAGGAUGGCCCCCAGCGCUUGAACGUCGCCUGGCGAGCACUCUUCUUUCGAUAUCUCAUCCAUACUCCGGCCAUCUAUGACCCAGAAUCGUCAGCCUCGCGCAUCUGGGUUUUGACGAUGGCCGAGUACGCAGCCGAGAUCGGCCACAGCUUGUUCGAGUUGAUGCUGAUUGACUAG